AUGGGGAAUCAGCAGCUAAGUUUGUCUAGAAACGGAGGUCUCAUAGGCAAUUUACCAGAGUCUAACUGGAGCAGUCCCUUGAGGUUGUUAGAUCAAUCUUUAACAAAAUUUUCAGGAAUAUUACCUGAAACAAUCGGAGAUCUUAUACACUUGAAUGUGUUAGAUCUUUCUUAUUGCAAAUUCACGGAUUCAAUUCCAAGAUCACUUUGGAACCUCACAGGUAUCACCAUUUUGGAUUUGACAUUCAACAAUUUUACUGGCCAAGUCCCUACAUUGGUAUCUAACCUCAGGAAGCUCACUCGUCUAUCAUUUGCACACAACAGUUUUUCCGGACAAUUUCCAGAUGUUUUGGGCAACCUCAGCAAAGUGAUUGAAAUAUAUCUCUUUGAUAACAAUUUUAGUGGUCAACUGCCAUUAUCAGCAUUCAAUCUCACUCAGGUUUCUCAUUUACACUUUUCACACAAUGAAUUUGUGGGUCAUCUUCCUUAUCAAGUAAGUGGCCAUUCAUCUCUAUCCAUUCUCAAAUUAUCUAAUAAUUUUCUGAUUGGAAGAGUGCCGUCUUGGUUGUUUAUUUUGCCAUCUUUGCAAUAUUUAGACCUUAGAAACAACAAGUUCACUGGUCCAAUUCCGAAUCCCAUAUUUCAACCUUUGAAUCUUUCUUUACUUGAUCUUUCAUCAAAUAACCUCACUGGCAUUGUUAGGUCUGAAUUCUUUUCAAAGUUCAAAAACCUGGAAGUUAUGGAUCUUUCAAAUAACAGUCUACUGUCACUAAGAACCCAAACCAACGUCAACUCUAUGUUGCCCAGGCUCAAAGUUUUCGGAUUCUCUUCCUGCAACAUAACCGAAUUCCCUGUUUUCCUGAGAACCUCAACAGAAUUGAUGAUUUUAGACCUUUCCUAUAACAAAAUUUCUGUAUAG
Molecule: messenger RNA, 918 nt
Organism: Pistacia vera
Lineage: Eukaryota; Viridiplantae; Streptophyta; Magnoliopsida; Sapindales; Anacardiaceae
Product: receptor-like protein 34
Exons: 2
Coding region: 1-918 (305 amino acids)
Molecular function (GO): protein binding
Source: RefSeq, a predicted model, not a curated record